UAUCUCCUAAAUGCGAUGGAAUCAGAACAGACAUAUGAAGGGCUUCAGUUUAAAUCUGAAGAUACAUAUAACACUUUAGAGCAACUUCAGGAAGAGAAAAUAACAGUACACAUGGCGUCAAGAUUGGAGAAAGGUAGAUCAGAGCAGAAAGUCACUAAAAGAAAGGAUGAAACUAUCAAGAAGGAAUCGGCAGUUGGAAAUUCAGAGAUGUGUUCCAGAAACAGAAUCCUUCCUAUCCUCUGCUUCCUUCUCCUAGUCCUGUUGGUAGCCAUUGUCACACUCUAUAUUCAAGAGAAGCAAACAUAUGAUGAAUGCCAAAUGAAAGUAAAGACUCUGGAAAGAAAUAUCACUGCCCUGUCUAAUACAAUCGAUCAAUUAAGAAAUGCAUUCAGCAAGUCUUCUAUAGGAACCCAAUGCAGUUUAUUUCCUUGGGGCACCUCAAACUUUCCUGGCUGGACAACUUAUUUUGGGAACAGCAUCUACUUCUUCUCAAAUCAAACACUAAACUGGAGUGACAGCAGGAAUGCUUGUCUAUCAAUGAUGGCAGAUUUAGUGGUCAUUAACAAUGAAGCUGAGCAGAUUUUUUUAAAGAACUCUUCAAGCAUAAGCAAUGGUGGAGCAUUCUGGAUUGGAUUUACUGAUCAGAAAGAAGAAGGAAAGUGGUGCUGGGUAGAUGAUCCAGCAUGCAACACACCGAAUGUAACGUGA
Molecule: messenger RNA, 708 nt
Organism: Protopterus annectens (West African lungfish)
Lineage: Eukaryota; Metazoa; Chordata; Ceratodontiformes; Protopteridae
Product: CD209 antigen-like protein E
Exons: 5
Coding region: 16-708 (230 amino acids)
Biological process (GO): cell surface receptor signaling pathway
Cellular component (GO): membrane
Molecular function (GO): transmembrane signaling receptor activity
Source: RefSeq, a predicted model, not a curated record